UCUUUUCCUUACUAUUCUACAGUAUAAAUCUUGCUCUAAUUUGCCACUGUUCGAAUUUAAGGUGGUAGGAGUGGYGUGGAUGUUUUUUGAUUGAAAAAAUGGUCCCAUUUGUAUUAUUUUUUGGGCAAAAGCUUCGUAAUUUCUAAGAAGUAUCCGUGACUUUUACUGAGUUCGCGUGAUAGUCUAAAAAAGCUAUUUAGAGACAAAAUUAGUGAAAUUUUAUUAUUGUCCUCGAGAGAACAUCUAAAAAAUGGGUCAUUACAAAAUUUUGAGGCAAAAUAACGCCUUUUAACAGAAAUACGAGCGAUCGAAAAUUCAGUCGCUUGCUGUCCAGAUUCUACCUGCUGGUCAAUUGGUUCCACUUGGAUUCCAAAUUUCAAACUAUCUUUCUGGAUUCUGGUUUCAAAUCAUAUCCGAAUCCCAGGAUUAGAACUUAACGUUUUUAAAGYUAUUCCAACAGCAUCCAUGAAAAUUGAAAAAAGCGUGGAUACUUAUGCCGAUAUUUGACUGGAGAGAACACGUAAUAAGAGAUGGCACUCUGGACGUCUCGUUCACCCCGUAUCAUCUUUUUGUUUGUUUUCAUUUUGCAAACCGCUGUACUCCUGUUCGUGAMCUAUGAAAAAACAGACACUUGCGACUUAAAAUUUCUAAACAGGAWUGCCUGUCAWAUAUUGGAAGAACGCUUGUCAGAAGCCCUCCAGGACCUCGCUGAAAUCAAGUCAGAGUUGAUUAAACUCCAGCCAAGUGCAGCUGACUCGACAACUCCUAAAAAGCCAAGUCCUCAACCACUAAUAAGAACACCACCUCUACCAACACCAYUUCCUUAUGAUAACAUUCAAUUUGGAAAGUUGGUAACUAUUAUUUUGUAUCGCGAUAAGAAGAUAACAAAGUCAUGCUUGGAAGGCAAAAAGCAGAAACUGCAACAGCUAAUUCCAAAUGUGAAUGUCCUGGUUCCUGGCAAUAGCGAAGCAACUGUCGGUGUCCAGUUCAACUCUCUCAUAUUCGAUGUCAAAACCAAGUAUUUUUUCUUUCUCAACGCCAAAUACGACAUUGUCUACCCUACGUCUGCUUCGCAUGGUGUCGGGUGGCUUAUUGAUGCAUUAGAAAACAUUCCAGAACUAGAUUUUGUGAGUGGAUCCAUACUUGAGCAGGAUAAAUUGGAAAUCCCAUGUUAUCGUCUUACGUUGUGUAACUGGACACUUUCCCAGAGCUACGAGUACCAUCGAUCGAUUGGAGAAGUAAUGAUAUGCGACGAAAUAGCUUCAUCGUUUAUAGGAAGAACAACAAGUGUGUCAAAACGUUUGAAUGAGAAAAACCUCACGUUUGAUGGAUCAUUAACGUCCAUGUCGAUAACGGACUUUUUCCUUCAAGCCAAGAAAGCAGGAUUAGUGAGUGGGGUUCUUCCAGACGUGUAUAUGGGAGCAUCAAACGACAACACCUGCUCAGCAACCUUGGCAGAGGAAAGACGGGAACAGUACCUAAAUCGUCUUCCAUUUGCACACAAGCACAAGGUGUUCCGUUUUAGAAAUAUCGAUAUGAAGGAAUUGGACUUAUGUGAUCUUCAUUCUAGUCCAAUUAUUGGUGAAGACAURUGUGAUGAAAAGAUAGCCCACAAGGUAAUGCUAGAUGGCAGUCAUUGGACUAGCCAAGGGACGUUUGCGUACCCAUUCAUAGUAAAGAACUUGCAACACUGUUUAUUCGAAGUUACAGAUUUUCUUGCUUGGAAGAAUGUUUCUCACACAGUUGUGGCUGGUGUGGCGUUAGGCGCAGUAAAGGUCCGAGGAGUCUUACCGUGGGAUUCUGGCGACAUCGACAUGAUUGUUUACGGAAUCAGCAAAUCUGAACUCUAUGAACUUUUUCGAGGAUACAGGAAAUUUAGCAACUACCUAGUAGACGAGUUAUCUGACCAAAUACAUGUUUUUUGUGCCACUCGAAAAACUGCAUGGAAAGUGGGGGGGAUAGUAACAAUUUUUUUCGAAGAUYCAAAACCGGAAGUAAUCCAAAUGAAGACAAACGGUAAAUGGGUGUACUACAAUAAAGAGGUGUUCAAGGACCUUAGAAAAGCGUACGGUCGCAACUACUUGGAGCACAAGAUGAUGCACGCUUCUUUACACAAAUAUACAGAAAGAACUCAUUGUAGAAAAGAAGGACACAAUGCUUGCUUGCCAGAUUCCAGAUUGAAUUCUGGCACUUUAAAAGAACAUUUUUGUAGAUUAUGAUAGGUAGUGCAACCUUGCAAUUUCUAAAUAGAAAUCCGGGGGGGGGGGAGGUACUCCCGUAUAUUUACUAUACGGGUAUGUGCCGCGCGAUAGGGUCUCUUUCUCGGAGCUCCAAGUCUGGGAUAGGGUAUCAUUUUUUGCCCAUUUGUCUGGUUUAGGGUAGUAGUUUUGUCUG
Exaiptasia diaphana is the source of this 2394-nucleotide messenger RNA. RefSeq lists its product as uncharacterized. The record is from RefSeq and is a predicted model, not a curated record. Bases 531 to 2219 code for a protein of 562 amino acids. NCBI's taxonomy places the organism in Eukaryota, Metazoa, Cnidaria, Anthozoa, Actiniaria, Aiptasiidae. The transcript is spliced from 2 exons.